AUGUCCGACUCGCUGCCCUCGCUGCCCUCGCGCACCCCCGCCCCGCCGCUGGGCCCUGACGCCCAGAAUGCCGCGACUGACGAGGGCGCGUCCGGACGCAGGCACAAGACCACCGCCUGUGAGGAAUGCAAGAAGAAGAAGCUCAAGUGUCGGGGCGACCCGCCGUGCCAGCACUGUGCCGCCAACAAUAUCGAAUGCCGCGUCGACGAAAUGGCCGAUCAGCGCCGCAAGCUUCCCCAGAAACGCAAGCUCGAGGGUCUGGAGCAAUCCAAUGACAUCCUGAUGCGCCUGCUCAGCGCUAUCCGCGACAGCGAGAACAAGCGCGUCGCCCAGCUGAUGAACCUUAUCCGGAGCCACCCCUCCAUGUCCGAACUGCACAAAUUCCUCCAGGUGAACUUUACACGGUCAGACAUUGAGAAAUCGCCUGAGUUGCGUGAGUUUCAGCGUCAUGUCUUGCGCUCCGCUGAUACAAUGAUGGAGGCGGGGGAGUCUGCGCCACGGCAGCCGCGGCGGAUGCUGGACGUCCGCCGCCUCGCCGAUAGCCCUGUCUAUAGGGUACCGGCUAAACCUUGGACUACUGUGACCGACGACGACGACCUCGUUUCCCACCUCGUCUCUUUGUACUUCACCUGGAGCUACCCCUUUUUCUGCUGGAUGGACCGGGAGAUCUUUGUCUGGGAGAUGCAACGGGGCGACAUAAAGAGCCGGUAUUGCAGCCCGUUCCUGGUGAAUGCAAUACUCGCUGAAGCCAGUUAUCUUUCCGAUUACGCCGAGGUCUUUACCACACCAAAUGACCCGAUGUCGCGGGGCCAGCACUUUCAUGACGAAGCCCGACGGUUGCUCGAGGAGGAGGAGCGGGAGGGGACAGUCAGUAUUACUACUAUUCAAGGACUUAUGAUCUUAUGGGUUAGGCUGGUUCUGAUGGGCAAGGAUCGCGUGGGCUGGAUGUACCUGGAUCUUGCAUGUCGCGCAGCAGAAGAGUAUGCAGCCUCACAUUCAUCACAAGCAACGGAGGAAGAGAGGCGGAUUGAGGAAAAGGUCGUGAACUGGACCCUCUGGGGCAAUUUCAGCAUGGCGGCUACCGCCUCGGCGUCGCUCAUGAAACACAUGCAAGCUGAACCCCCUCCACGGCCCCGCGUUCCCGUCGACCACCGGAACCCAAGCGACGUUUGGUCCCCAUAUCCUCGAUGCAUCGACCCGGUACCGGGUCAUCACCUCUGUGUUUUCGACCGAUGGUGUGACCUUUGCUGCAUCGCGUUUAGCGUCAGCAAGGCGUUUUAUUCGGUUGAGCAUCGGGUCCCGGCCUCUGAAACAGUCGUUAUGGUCAGCGAUGUACAUCGACGAUUGCAGGACUGGUAUGCGAAUUUGCCGCCGUGCCUUUACACCGAAACAGCCGAAGUGCCGCAUGUUGUCGGUCUCCACCUCUUCUACCAUACUACCAUCAUUCACAUAUUUUGGCUGCUUUCGUCGUACUAUGACUCUAGUAGUGAGUACGAUAAAGCUGCGUCGGCUCGGGAGAUGACUCAUGAGAAUGCCCGGCGCAUCGCGCAGCUUAUCGGUGUUCAUCGUGAGCGCUGGGGAAUCGAUCGGAUGGCCCCCUGUACUAUCCAGUGGGUUACAACUGCCUUAUACGCCCUACUCGGGGCACUUGACUCACUCAAUAACCGUAACGCCUUUACCGAGCUAUGCAUUCUGGCCCGGUCCUUCUCUAGACAAUUUCCCCUUGGCAAGGGUAUCAUGCGGAUGCUCCAACUCACCGCGAAGCAGAUGCAGCUCUCUCUCCCAGAGGAAACCGAUGCCCUUUUCAGCGAAUUCGCUGCCGAGAACUGGACUGAAAAGGACCGGGAAGCGUUUAGCAGUUUCUACCCACACUUCCAAACGGUAAUUCGGAACGGCCCAACCCGGCCGGAUGAUUUGGCCCUCGACAGGUUCCUUGAGAAAUGGGACAAUCUGACCAUCUCGGAUCCGUAA
This is a messenger RNA of Aspergillus puulaauensis, 1971 nucleotides long. Its product is annotated as fungal specific transcription factor domain-containing protein. Gene Ontology annotation, biological process: regulation of DNA-templated transcription; DNA-templated transcription. The transcript has 6 exons. Bases 1 to 1971 code for a protein of 656 amino acids. Gene Ontology annotation, molecular function: zinc ion binding; DNA binding; DNA-binding transcription factor activity, RNA polymerase II-specific. The record is from RefSeq and is a predicted model, not a curated record. NCBI's taxonomy places the organism in Eukaryota, Fungi, Ascomycota, Eurotiomycetes, Eurotiales, Aspergillaceae.